AACACGAAGUCAUAAAGUCUUAAGAACCAAAUUAUGGGUCUCGGCCGAAAGAAAGAUAAAAGAACUGCACUAGCUUUGAAAUGCCAAUAAUACCCCGCCUCUAAUUUCUUCUUAUGCUCUAGCGGAGGACAUAGCAGUAACACCAGUUCAACCGCGCUUUCAGAUCUCAAUUUGAAUUCCCGCGAUCCAGGAUCCGAAUCCGUUUUUGAAUUUCCAAACCCGCAAUCGAAAUCACGCUUUCUCCCUCCCCUUUAACGGUCUCUCUCUAUUCUCUUGACCAAAGAAAGAUCAAUAACUACAGCAAGUAUUUAUCUUUAGCUGCUGAUUUUGAGUUGAAAUGUCAUCGUUUGUUUCUCGAGAAUCUGACCCAACUGGGAGACAAUUUUAUUGCCGCAAAGAGAAAUCUCUCGGUGUUUUAUGCACCAAAUUCUUGAGAUUAUAUAAUAAAGAUGGUGUUGAAUCUAUUGGACUAGAUGAUGCUGCUACCAAAUUAGGAGUUGAGCGCCGCCGUAUUUAUGAUGUUGUCAAUAUAUUGGAGAGUGUUGGUGUUGUAGCAAGAAAACAAAAGAACCAAUAUUCCUGGAAAGGCUUUGAAGCAAUUCCUCGUGCUCUAGAGGGUCUCAGGGAAGAGGGUUUGAAGGAGAAUUUUAGUGCUUCUGUACCUAGCAGCUCAGCAAAGGUUUCUAAUGAGAAUGAAAAUGAAGGUUCUUCUAGUUCAAAAACCGAUUGUCAGGAAAAUUCUUCUUCGGCAACUUCAAAAUCUGAAAACAAAAGAGAAAAAUCAUUAUGGCUUCUCACACAAAAUUUUGUCAAGCUUUUCCUUUGUUCCGGCGUAAACAUGAUCACACUUGAUAGUGCUGCAAUGUCAUUGCUAGGCGAUUCUCUUACUUCGACAGCUAUGAGAACAAAAGUUAGACGACUGUAUGACAUUGCAAAUGUUUUUUCUUCCAUGAAUCUAAUUGAGAAGACACAUCACCCUGAUAAUAGGAAACCAGCUUUUAGGUGGCUGGGAUGGAGAGGAAACAAUGGAUCUGCGGCUUCUUUGGAGUUAAAGAAGAGGGCUUUUGGUACUGAUAUUACAAACUACAAUAAUACAAAGAGAAAUAGGGUGGAAUCUGCAACUGACUGGAACUCAAAUCAGAAGGAAAAUGUCUCAGUGCUUCAUGGAUGCAAGAAUUUAGGAAGUGACUGUGAAGAGAACAAAUUGAAUCAGUCCACAAAACAUAGCUCUAAGAACUUCCAGUUUGGCCCAUUUAGUCCUGUGGCUGUGCCUACAGCAAGUAAUUCUGGAAAUAAAACCGUAAACCGGAUUCAGGACUUGGAGAGCCUCGCUUCUACUUAUUGUCCUCAAUAUCACAAUCAAGUUCUAAGUGACCUUUUUGGUCACUAUGUGGAGGCUUGGAAAUCAUGGUAUGUUGAAGUUGCUGUGAAAGAGAAGAGCCAAAAUGGUUCUUGAUGCUUUUCUCUGGCUUUUACUCCAAGCUGAUCAAGUACACAAAAUCAACAAUGUCGAUACAUUUCCUUUUUUACAUUUCUUUCCUUAGCAUAGGGAUUAAGGAUAUAUGGCCUUUGUUUGGAUGCAUUAUCUUAAUGCAUCAACUGAAUUGCAUUCUACUUUAUUAACUUUCUGAUUGUUAGCUUUGAAAAAAAGAAAGAACAUGAAAUAAAUUCCUGAUGUGAAGAGUGCUUGAUUCUCUCGUUUCUAUUCUAAUCCGUGAUUACAGAAUGUAAUUUGUUUUUGUCCCCUUAUUGUAACAUAGGAACUAUCAGCUUUGAGCUUCUUUAAAAGUUUCAAGCAAGUGGCAACAAGUUCUUUCCUA
Messenger RNA from Ricinus communis (castor bean), 1820 nucleotides. Its product is annotated as E2F transcription factor-like E2FF. The transcript has 11 exons. Lineage: Eukaryota; Viridiplantae; Streptophyta; Magnoliopsida; Malpighiales; Euphorbiaceae. Gene Ontology annotation, cellular component: RNA polymerase II transcription regulator complex. Gene Ontology annotation, biological process: regulation of transcription by RNA polymerase II. Gene Ontology annotation, molecular function: DNA-binding transcription factor activity, RNA polymerase II-specific; RNA polymerase II cis-regulatory region sequence-specific DNA binding. The record is from RefSeq and is a predicted model, not a curated record. Bases 338 to 1456 code for a protein of 372 amino acids.